AUGCUACAGUAUCUCAAGGAGUCCCUUUAUGACAUACAUAAUGAUUCGAGACGUGGUCCGACUUUGGGGCAUGUUGUGACACAGUUGGCGAACCACUUUGGGGUCGAGGUUGACGAGCCUAAAAUCCUCGCCGGUUGGUUUUCGCAGAAGGAACUAUGGAACGCCGACUUCCUUAUCGAUGACACUCAUGCGCGCCCCGUCCGAAAACGGAAAGCAUACGAAACUUAUUGUAAGAAAAUGGGUUUGCCUCUUCCCCCACCUGACGAGUCCGAACCAGCUCCCACGACCUCUCAUGCCGAAGACGGAGAAAAUGCGGAGGCCGACGAACAACCCGCUCAGAACACUAUUCAGCCUCUCCCGUUGGUGGACGAGCACACGGGUGGGCCUACACCGUCGAUGGACGAGCACACAGGUGAACCUGCUCAGUCAGCUGCUCCGCUUUGGUUUUCCGAGUAUGAAGCUUGGAAUGAUGCCCGUUGGACGGCUUUUACCAAGCAAACCGACGCACGUUGA
Striga asiatica is the source of this 513-nucleotide messenger RNA. The record is from the annotation of a GenBank genome assembly. Lineage: Eukaryota; Viridiplantae; Streptophyta; Magnoliopsida; Lamiales; Orobanchaceae.